CCCUCACUCCUCAUUACCGACCUCAUCGUCCACUUUUCUUCCCCCAGGUCUAUUUGGCAGAAUGGAGGGGUCAAAAGGUAGCGUUGUCCAAACUGUCCUCUCUGGAUUACCUGGAGGAUUUCCUCCAUGGAUUGUCUAUGCUACAGCUCCUGCAGGGCCCUCGGGUGGUGCAGCUGGUGGGUUUUUGCCUUAAAGACUACACCCAGGUCACGGAGCACCAUCCACAUGGCCCCCUCCUUAAUUUGGAAGGUAUUCUUGAACAGCAACAGCACCAGCAACACAAUACAUGGCAGGCCCGGCUGAGGUUGGCUAUAGACUACGUCCUCAUCCUGCAUUACCUCCACAACAGCCCAGCUGGGCGGCGGGUCAUGUGUGACUCCAACAGCCUGGAAAAAACCUUGUCCCAGUUUCUGCUGACAAGUGACUUUCACCUGGUGGUGAACGAUCUCGAUGCGCUACCUGAGGUGGACACACCCAACGGCCUUGGGGUAAAAUGUGGUCAUCGGGAGCUCACUGGGGACUUUGUUGCCCCAGAGCAGCUGUGGCCCUUCAGAAACGCAGGAACGCAAUUUUCAGACGAUCUCAUGCCUGAGUACGAUGAGAGAACAGACAUCUGGAAGAUCCCUGACGUGACAUGGUUCCUGAUGGGAAGGGUACCUGGGGGGGAUGUAGUCCAUUUCCAUCUCUUUCAGAUCCACCAGGAGUGUAAGAGGGAAGACCCCAGGCUCAGGCCUUCAGCUCUGGAUGUGUCCAAGGUGUACCAAUCAGUGUACAGCAGCAUGGUGCAAGACAGUGCUGGCUUUAGAGACAUGCUGUAGAAUGUGUGAGUACAUUUCUGACUCGCUUAAAAAAACCUGAACGUUAAAUAGAAGCUACAGUUUCACAAUCAGGUGUAGUAUAAUAUAGUGCUUACUGAAACUGCUCUCUUCCCGAGGAUUUCCCUCAAUUUAUCCAGAUAGCUCAGAGGGACUAAAACCUUUACGCAAGCGGGUGUAUGAACUUGUUAAAUGAAACUUUAACAUGUAUUGUUUGCAGUGACGUGCGGUGAGGUCAAUGCCUGGGGAGGCAUGGACAGUAUAUUACACUUUUUUUUUUACUAACUACC
Molecule: messenger RNA, 1105 nt
Organism: Notothenia coriiceps (black rockcod)
Lineage: Eukaryota; Metazoa; Chordata; Actinopteri; Perciformes; Nototheniidae
Gene: pomk
Product: protein O-mannose kinase
Exons: 1
Biological process (GO): protein O-linked glycosylation; protein phosphorylation; carbohydrate phosphorylation
Cellular component (GO): endoplasmic reticulum membrane
Molecular function (GO): protein kinase activity; ATP binding; carbohydrate kinase activity
Source: RefSeq, a predicted model, not a curated record